AUGGCCGCGGCAUUGGCUGCGUGCAGGAGGGCCCUGCUGCAAUCGGGGUACAAUUCCAAGGCGGUGGCGGGGCUGGUCACAGACCUCAGCGCUGUCGUGCCAACACGCUGCUCCUAUUCCUGUUACUCGUUUCCCCUCCGCGGCCAGGGCUCCUACCCUGGGAGGAGUCGCCAAAUCCGCUACGUCUCUCAGUUACUCAACAAGGCAAAUGGGAAGCGGGCGUUCCUCGUCGACACGCUGGCGCUGGUGCGUGGCGUGUAGGAGCCGUUUUGAAAUUAUCGUUUCCAUAUUGCCAAUAGCGACGUGUUAUACCGUGUUCGGCGAAUUGACCGCCAUUUGUUGUGUAACGAUAUUUUGUAGGUCAGGAGGCUUGAGGCCCAAGGCAUCCCCUCGCAGCACGCUGAAGCCAUCACCUCGGCCAUAACCGAAGUCCUCAAUGACAGCCUGGAGAAUGUGGCCCAGUCCUUUGCCUCGCAGGGCGAGCUCCAGAAGGUAACUUAUCCAUCGGUCGUGCUCCCUUAUCCCCACCCAAAUGGUGUUGUGCUUAAAACUACUUCUAUCUUGUAAAUCAUCGAAUACCCCGAUCCUGUUGCUCAUCGUUGCAUUGAUAGAUUGUAAUAUUGUUGGGGAGAAACACAUGGAUAUGGAAACUGUUUGCUGAGCCCACGUUGGUAUAAUUUUGAUUGGUUUCUAUCUGCUCUCGCUCAGUCGCUGUACUUUGGUUACAGUUAUAUGCUCAACUGAAAAGCUCGUGUAUUCUAGACGUUCGCAAGUGGAAAGUCUGCAACAGACCACUGCAAUUCCCGAUUGCAAUUUUCUCUGCCUGGGUUAUUCAAAGCAUCUGAUUAAUGGAACCCUUGACUUAAUUCAAAGUUUCCUUAUAGUUGCCCAUAGAGCAACGGUUGACCAUGGGAAUUCAUUGCUCGAAGCCUAGGAAUGUGGAAGCUGAGAGAAUAUAAUAGGAUAUUUAUCUAUGCAUUUAAUCAAGCGUUUGGAUAAAAAGGUAUUCCCAGUCACUCAGAGGUGUGAGAUUAUCACUUGUUUAACAAAGAACAGAAAGAAUUUUUGAGAGGUAUUGUAUCUUGAUUUUAUAUCCAACUAAGUAUUGGUGUUAUAUUUUCUACGAUCUAUUGAGGAAAAAAAAAUUAGAAGUGGUUCCAUCCAUGUUUCUCUCUUCCUCACUUUGUAGUAUGCCAGCCUGCAUCCUAUUGUGGCCUUCUUGCAGACAUGGUUUUCAUAAAAUGCAGCCUGAUUUAGCAUUUGCCUUGACUCUUUCUGCCUGGGAAACCAAUGAUCGCUACUCUUCGUCUAGCACUUCCGGUUAUGUGCUGAUAGCAUGCACCAGUGAGGCCUGAGGAAAAAAUACCUGAAAUUGUCCUGUAGCGGUUCUAGUAUCUGGAGUAGCAUGCCACUUCCAUUAUAUUCUCCUCACAUCCCUUUCUUCCCUGACCAUGAUGCUCUCUGUAUUGAUGUACUGAAAAAUCAUUAGUCCAACCUCAGAAAAUUAUGAUUACACAAUGGAGAAUGUAUGUUGUAACCGGAGGAGAGGAACAGACUUAAUAAAUAAAAUAUUAAUAUAAUGCUUACACUACGUUAAAGAUCAACUUUCUGAGGAUUAAAAGAAUUUUUUUUUAACCAUAGGAUGCAAAAAGAGAGGGUAAUGCAUUAUUGACUACUUAAUGAGGGUUUUGGCACAUACUUUCCGAGGGUAAUCAGAAAACCAUGAAACUCAAAUGGUAAUGUCAAGUUAUAACCUACUUUUUAACCUUGCCGUUCCUUGCCUAUGACCCCUUGAUUUUAGAUUGAUCAUGCAGACCGUGAUUGACAUCAUUCUUUUACUUUUUUUAAUAUACUUUAAUGGUGUUGAUCUUCAAUAAUAUGAUCCAAACAGAUUCAGGUUGGGAACAUCCCUAUAGAGGAUACAUUUUCUUUCAGGAAAAUUCGCAGCUAAUGUCUUCAUUGGUGAUGAUCACGAUGUUAUAACUUGACCCAUAGUAUCCAGUUGAAUGUUUGAAUGUCAAAUAUGUAUACGAAUAUAACUGGAUAAAUGUAACAUUAGAGGAGCAAAGGACGUUCUAAAGCUUCUUGGAAUACAAAGCGCUGAUGCUUACUUUGGACUGGUUCCUGAGCCAAAGGUUUUCAAGGUAACUAUGGAUUCAUGAUUAUUGAGAAUAAUGCUAAUCUUUGUUAACUUGAGGAGGAUCGUUUCGGGGAACUACCAUUGAGACUGAAUUUCUUAGACAUCACUGCAUUUUUUUGGACAAACAUACAACUGGUUUCUAAAGGGCUCUAUUACUGCAAGCGAAUCAAUUAUAAACAGCCAUAGGAAGAGGGACCUUUCUUUUCUGUGUUCGACUGUGGGAAGUGAAAUGUAAUCACUGUUAGGUAUAUGGGAGGAAACAGAUGCUAGCUUUAAUGUAGAUCUCUUAGACAGUUUCCGAUUUUGUAUGGAGUUAAAAGAGUGUCAAAAGGGGUCGUGAGUUUUUUUUUGGGAGCAUAUAGAACACCAUAUAUUUUCAAUUAAUAUAACCUAAAUGCCGGCCCAAGAGUUUUGGGGAUACGUAUUACCACUUGAGUAUUUGUAAUUUAUAUCUAUCUUCUGCUCCAUGUAAAUGUGAAAUGUACCCAGAAUUUUUUUAUUACGUUUUUGCUUUUUACCACUUUUGUCUGCCUGUGGCUCCUUGCUAUUCUGAUUAAGAGGAGUGCCUAGCUUUCUUCAUCUUAUUUUUCUCUUCAGGUUGUGUUAAUGUUUUUUUCGGUUGAAGCUGAUAUGUGAAAAUUUUUACCUGUUCAGUGCUGGCGAGUUUUUGUCUCAGAAAGGAGAGCGUGUGUUAAAGAGUGGGGUCUGUCUUGAUGGGUGAUCAAGGCUUAUUGGUUUGGCAGCAUGGUUGAAUUUUUAUUCUCCCUUGGAUGAUAUAUCAAUGAACUAAAUACGGAGCGAGCAGAUUUCGUUAGCUCCUUUGAAAAUGUGGUUUCAAAUCAUAAACCAAGUCAUCGUUGAAAAAAGCCUACUUUUGGUCAACAUUUGGUAGGGAUGGAAUCAGAUGGACAUGCUAUCAUACAUUUUUUUAAUAAAACAUGAGGCUAUCUGAUUAUUGCAUCUGAAUUUUAUUGGCUUGUCUCAUUAUUUAGAAUUUGGUUCGAAUAUGCCUUUUUUUUAAAUGCCUUACCCAUCUCGCACAUUUGCAUCCAGUGUAAUCCAUGUAAUGGCAUGAUGGGAAAAGUAACUGCAUAAUCAUUAAGCUCUUAAAUAAGGGAUUAUUGAUAAAGAUAAACUGAUGUUGAUGUCUUAUGGUCGAUCUGCAACCGAUAUACUGAAUUUGGUCAUUUGAGUUGAUAAUCAUUGCUUUCAUCUUUGAUCGGAGGAUCAUCUUUAAAACAGGACCUCAUAUUUUGCCUUACAUUUCAAAGCGAAGACAGUUUUUCUGUUGGAGCUUUAUUGGAGAGAUUUUUUAUCUAAUCUUAUUUAUAAGUUAACUUUAGGAAAAAAACCAUAAAUCUAGGUUUACCUCCAUAUGGGGAAAAAUAAAUAGCAUGACUUUAGGACAAGGGGGGUUGUAUCAAACGUUACACUGUGAUAUUUGCAUGUAGAAAAGUACCUUCGUGGGUUUAUGGAUUUUGCUGAUUCUUAUAGUGGGUAAUCUUCUGCAUUCUCUUGCGUAGUUGAGGAGAUUGUUUGCCUCAGAUAUAUGAGAUUUUCUCAAAGUCAGCACUCAGGUGAAGAAUGAAUUGAUCUGGGAAAACAGAGAAUGGUCCUUGUUAGACCUUUGAAUAUUUUUCUGUGCUUGAACUGGAAACUGCGUUCCUUGAUUGCUCUAGAGGAUGGAUGUACUUUCAGUUUCUAUCUAUUGGUUUCCUCGUAUCCUAUGGCUCUACAUAUCCUCUAUUGAAGGGAUUCCUCAAUCAUAAUUCUCACCAGCACUAGGCGUUGAAUGAAUGCUUUGCUAAAUGUGGGUGCAUAUUCUGUUUCAGGAACACCAUUUCUCGAUUUUGCAGCGUGAGACAGAAAAACUCAAGACUGAUAUCGAGAAACUACGCAGUGAACUGAGGUUGGUGAUUCAUAUGGAUAUGAAUGGACGAACAGCUCCUGUUUGCAUCAUUAAAUACUCACUUCUAAGCAUUAUUUUUCUCAACAGAUAUGAGAUCGAUAAGGUCACUGCUGGGCAGCGUCUGGAUUUAAAUCUCGAGAGAGGGUGUGUGAAUGUCAACGUUGUCUUUGCUGUGACGCAAAUGGGCCUGGUUUUCUCGUCUACUAAACCCCACUUAUCAUGGCCAUUGCAGGCGUACUCGCGACGAGCUGGCCAAGCAGAAUGCUGAAACCAGCGAGCUCACCAACAAGCUCGACAGGGUGAGGUUUCGAUCCUUCAGAAAACUGUGGAGAAGAUCCUCAGAUCUCCUAUUCUGAACUCGUUACCUGUAUUGUACUUACAGGAGAUUCAUGCGCUGAAAGCCCAGCUGGAAGGUGCGAAAUAUGACGUCAUAAAGUACUGCAUUGGUACUCUCGUCUCCAUUACCGCCGUCGGCCUCGCUGUGAUCCGGAUUCUGAUGUGA
Molecule: messenger RNA, 4551 nt
Organism: Spirodela intermedia
Lineage: Eukaryota; Viridiplantae; Streptophyta; Magnoliopsida; Alismatales; Araceae
Source: the annotation of a GenBank genome assembly